Messenger RNA from Gracilinanus agilis (Agile Gracile Mouse Opossum), 491 nucleotides. RefSeq names its product F-box protein 48 (gene FBXO48). Gene Ontology annotation, biological process: SCF-dependent proteasomal ubiquitin-dependent protein catabolic process. Lineage: Eukaryota; Metazoa; Chordata; Mammalia; Didelphimorphia; Didelphidae. The record is from RefSeq and is a predicted model, not a curated record. Gene Ontology annotation, cellular component: SCF ubiquitin ligase complex. Gene Ontology annotation, molecular function: protein binding. Bases 132 to 461 code for a protein of 109 amino acids. The transcript is spliced from 3 exons.
UGGAACUAUGGGGCUGUAUUCGAAUUUCGAAGGAUUUAAACAGCGCUUAGUGUGGUAGGGAGAGGGCCCGUAACCGUCGCCCGAGACCCCUGCAGGUUAUAUAUGAAAUAGAUUUACUAAAACAUCAAAUUAUGCAGAAAAUCUCCAAGAGAAAUAGUAAUUCACCUAAUGCUGGUAAAGACCCGAACCCUGUUUGUCCUGAUAAGAAGAAAGAAAAUAAAGACAAUUUUGUUGAAAUAUUACCUCCAGAAGUAACUUUUAAAAUCUUUAGCCAACUUGACAUUCAGAGUUUAUGCCGAGCUGCAACAAUAUGCAAGAGCUGGAAUCAAGCAAUCAAGAAUUGUGACUACUUAUGGAAACACCACUGUUUGACUGUUAGAGCUAUAUGUCAAAAAGAGAUAGAUGGUGAUCGAGGAAAUGGAUAUUCAUGGAGGCGCUAUAUGUCAGAAAGAGACAGAUGACAUAGUCAAAUGGAUAUUCAUGGAAAGUAA